Anisakis simplex (herring worm) is the source of this 312-nucleotide messenger RNA. NCBI's taxonomy places the organism in Eukaryota, Metazoa, Nematoda, Chromadorea, Rhabditida, Anisakidae. The record is from the annotation of a GenBank genome assembly.
AUGCGAAUCGGUCGUUUAAUGAACGGUAUUCGUGUGGCCUCAGCACAGACAACAAAUUUGUCGAGAAGAUUUGUUCAUAAAGGUGUAGAAUGUACACCACCAAUGCGUUUUAUUAGUGUUCCGCAAAAGAUCGGAAUGUACAUGUUUAUAGCGACAGUGUUUUUAUCGUAUCCGACGUACGUGUUGUUCAACUUGGAUAACUUAAGACCUCGACCUGAGAAUGAGCUCAGUCCUGAGGUACAAGCUGAGAUCGACAGACGCGAGGCAGCCCGACGUGCAGCGGGCGGGGUGGUAGCGUCACCGUUCAUUUAA